AUGGCAUCUCCAAUUUGUUGCCUAUCAAUGUUGGUAAUCCCUCUACUAGUCACCUCUCUUUUCUACCAUGUUUCUAAUGCUGAUCAAGCCCUUCUUGAAAAUGUUUGCAAGAGCACCGAUGACUAUAAUUAUUGCUUGUCAGCUUUACGUUCAAACGGACAGAGUACUGCAGCUACUCCAUAUCAGCUGGGAAUCAUUUCUAAUGAUGUGACCUUGACUGUAUUACAAGAGACAGGUCGGGCAAUCGCAGAUCUUCUUCUGAAAUUGACAGACCCAGUUGAUCUCAGGCGAAUUUCGCAUUGCCAAACAAAUGUGAAAACUGCAUUCCAGAAAUGGCAAAAUGCAAAACGCUUUGCAACUCAAAAAUCUUAUACGGAAGAGUACAAUGCAAUUGCGGAGGGAAUAGCGCAGAUUGUUGAAUGUAAGUUUCAAUAUGAUGACCCCCCAAAAAAGGUAUCACCAAUAUCAAGUUUGACUCACAAUCUAGAGACGCUAACCGAUACUUCUUAUGCUAUAAUUAGACUACUUGUAUGA
Messenger RNA from Quercus robur (English oak), 534 nucleotides. RefSeq lists its product as uncharacterized. Gene Ontology annotation, molecular function: pectinesterase inhibitor activity. Gene Ontology annotation, biological process: negative regulation of catalytic activity. The coding region runs from base 1 to 534 and encodes 177 amino acids. The transcript has a single exon. The record is from RefSeq and is a predicted model, not a curated record. NCBI's taxonomy places the organism in Eukaryota, Viridiplantae, Streptophyta, Magnoliopsida, Fagales, Fagaceae.